Molecule: messenger RNA, 306 nt
Organism: Prorocentrum cordatum
Lineage: Eukaryota; Dinophyceae; Prorocentrales; Prorocentraceae
Source: the annotation of a GenBank genome assembly
AUGGAGGUUCGAGGUGGGUUUUCUUCGAUGUACUAUUCCCGUUCUGGCCGCGAGCCUGAGGGGUCACGGCUACCCCGGUGCUGGCUCCUGCGAGAUCUGUUUUUUGAAUUUUUGUUUAUGGCGAUUGAGCUAGCUUGGGGGGUCACGGCUACUCGGUGCUGGCUCGCAGGGGUGAUUUCUCAGUCGUUCCAUUCACGUUCUGGCCGCGAGCUGUUCGUCAUCAUGCUGCAACUGCUCCUUCUCAUCGAGAGGGCCGAUGUCUACGAGGGCCAGUGGCUGGAUUAUAUGCCUGGCAUUCCUCAGUGA